This is a messenger RNA of Carlito syrichta (Philippine tarsier), 453 nucleotides long. RefSeq names its product protein unc-13 homolog A-like. Lineage: Eukaryota; Metazoa; Chordata; Mammalia; Primates; Tarsiidae. Gene Ontology annotation, cellular component: presynaptic membrane; neuromuscular junction; synaptic vesicle membrane. The coding region runs from base 1 to 453 and encodes 150 amino acids. The transcript is spliced from 5 exons. Gene Ontology annotation, biological process: synaptic vesicle maturation; presynaptic dense core vesicle exocytosis; synaptic vesicle priming. Gene Ontology annotation, molecular function: calmodulin binding; diacylglycerol binding; syntaxin-1 binding. The record is from RefSeq and is a predicted model, not a curated record.
AUGAGGACCCGCGAGCCCGGGCCCGGCCCUGGCGGUGGUCACUUGACCAUCAGCAACGUGCUCCUGCAGUAUGCGGACAUCGUUUCCAAGGACUUCGCCUCCUACUGCUCCAAGGAGAAGGAGAAAGUGCCCUGCAUCCUCAUGAACAACACGCAGCAGCUGCGAGUUCAGUUGGAGAAGAUGUUCGAGGCCAUGGGUGGGAAGGAGCUGGACGCGGAAGCCAGUGACAUCUUGAAGGAGCUUCAGGUGAAACUCAAUAACGUCCUGGACGAGCUCAGCCGGGUGUUUGCUACCAGCUUCCAGCCACACAUCGAAGAGUGCGUCAAGCAGAUGGGUGACAUCCUCAGCCAAGUGAAGGGCACGGGCAAUGUGCCAGCCAGCGCCUGCAGCAGCGUGGCCCAGGAUGCUGACAAUGUGCUGCAGCCCAUCAUGGACCUGCUGGACAGCAAGUGA